UGUGCUACACACACACACACACAGACAUCAACACCCAGCAGCGGAGCAAUCUAUAAUAUCAGUACUGUAAUUAUAUUUAAUAUGGCAGAGAACGGGACUAUAGAGAACGGACAGUCAGAGAAAAAAAUCCCAUUCGUUCCUCAUCCCAUUAAAAACCUGGAAGUGAAGCACACAAAGGUUUUUAUUAAUAAUGAGUGGCACGCUUCUGUCAGCGGGCUUACAUUUCCGAUUUACAACCCUGCAACAGGCACGAAAAUCUGCGACGUGGAAGAAGCUGACAAGGCUGAUGUAGAUAAGGCAGUGGAAGCUGCAAAAGCAGCAAACCUCAGGAGCUCUCCAUGGAGGAAGAUGGAUGUGUCGAGUCGAGGGAGACUGUUACACAAGCUGGCAGACCUCAUUGAAAGAGAUCGGGUGGUAUUAGCUACAAUGGAAACGAUGGACACAGGAAAACCAUUCCUCCAUGCGUUUUUUAUUGACCUGGAAGGCUGUAUAAAAACUCUGAGAUACUAUGCAGGCUGGUCUGAUAAAAUACAUGGCAAAACCAUGCCAGUGGAUGACGACUUUGUGUGUUUCACUAAGCACGAACCUGUCGGUGUGUGCGGAGCCAUCAUCCCUUGGAACUUUCCCUUGUUAAUGUUUAUGUGGAAGAUGGCUCCAGCACUGAGCUGUGGGAACACUGUUGUUAUCAAGCCUGCAGAGCAGACGCCUCUAACAGCACUGUACAUGGGUGCUUUAGUGAAGGAAGCUGGUUUCCCCCCUGGUGUGGUGAAUAUAGUCCCAGGAUUUGGACCCACGACAGGUGCAGCCAUUGCUAGCCAUAUGGAUAUUGACAAAGUGGCAUUCACCGGAUCAACCGAGAUUGGGAAACUUGUCAAAGAAGCAGCUGCUAAAAGUAACUUGAAACGAGUGACUCUAGAACUAGGAGGGAAAAAUCCAUGCAUUGUUUAUGCUGAUGCUGACUUGGACCUGGCCAUGGAGGAGGCGCAGCAGGGAGCGUUCUUUAACCAGGGACAGUGCUGCACGGCCGCCUCUCGCAUCUUCGUGGAGGAGCAGAUCUAUGAGGAGUUUGUCAGGCGGAGUGUGGAGCACGCUAGGAAGAGAGUCGUCGGGGAUCCAUUCGAUCCACGAACGUCCCAGGGACCGCAGAUUGACCAGGAGCAGUUCGAUAAGAUCAUGGAGUUGAUUGACAGUGGGAGGCGAGAAGGUGCCAAGCUGGAAUAUGGCGGCUCAGCCAUUGAGGACAGAGGACUAUUCAUACAGCCCACUAUAUUUUCAGGUGUUAAAGACCACAUGCGCAUCGCUAAGGAGGAGAUCUUUGGACCCGUACAGUGUAUAUUUAAGUUUAAAAGCCAAGAGGAAGUCAUUAAGAGAGCGAACAGUACUCAGUAUGGAUUGGCAGCAGCUGUGUUUACAAAAAGCAUGGACAAAGCAUUGAGUGCAGCUUCCGCUUUGGAGUCUGGGACAGUCUGGAUAAACUGCUACAAUGCUCUCCAUGCCCAGGCUCCCUUCGGCGGCUAUAAGAUGUCAGGAAAUGGCAGAGAACUUGGUGAAUAUGCUUUGGCAGAAUACACCGAAGUUAAAGCAGUCACAAUCAAACUUACACAGAAGGAUCACUGAAUAAACAAUGAACAGAGAACUGGAAAACUCCCAAUAUACAGUACAAGUCACUACUGGAGUGGAGAACACAGCGUGCCAGCCUCACAGCUGGUGCUACGGCAGCACAUGUUACUGUAUCAGAACAUCAGCCCUUUAGAGAUAAUCAAGGGAUUUGCUUUAAAACCAUAGUGUUUAAAAGAAUCUUCUAAUAUGUUUUAAAUUUUCGACUCUAAGAAGCUCUUAUUUUAUUUAUUUAGAAAUGGUCUACCUAGGAGGACUGGAGUGCAGCACCUUGUUUCUUAUGGUCCAAUCCUUGAGAUUAAAUGUCUUGAGAAAGCAGCAGGGAAAAGGGUUAUUAAGAGGCUUACUGGGGCAAUAUAAUCAAGGAAGGUGCUGUAAAAUUGUACACACCUUGUGUCUGCUGACAUGUUUAUUUAUUUCUUAGCAGAUGCCCUUAUCCAGGGCGACUUACAAUUGCUACAAGAUAUCACAUUAUUUUUACAUACAAUUACAUUAUUUUUUAUAUACAAUUACCCAUUUAUACAGUUGGUUUUUUUUUACUGGAGCAAUCUAGGUAAAGUACCUUGCUCAAGGGUACAACAGCAGUGUCCCCCACUGGGGAUUGAACCCACAACCCUCCAGUCAAGAAUCCAGAGCCCUAACCACUACUCCACACUGCUGCAUAGUGUCAUAUAACCUUUAGCAAGCCAUUCAAGCCACAAAGGCUUUUUUUGUCCUCCAGCCAGUUUCCCAUUUCUCAAACCGCAGAGAUAUACAUAGCUCUGUGAAUUUAAAAACAUUUACAAGGCAGUUCCUGAUAUUUCACAAAAAAAAUGCUUCAAAGACAUCUGUGGGUUUUGUGUGUUUUUUUUUUUUUUUUUUCCAUGGCUUCUUGAUUAAAAUUCCAAAGCCAUCCAGAAUGUUUUUCUAGUUUAUGGCAGCUGUAAACUGCUUCCCCACUGGCACACUAACCUGCACUGUUGGUUCCAGUCUUCUGACCAAGCCACCACAUUUAUGAAAACAGAAUAAUAAUUUGCUCGAAACAUACCCUUUAAUAGUUGAUCUGUUGUCUGCUUAAUCUCUUGGAAGCGAAGCAUUCUGUGCUUGAUCUGCUGUUUGAUUUCAGAUUCCCAGUACAGGACAAGAUCAAACUUGGAAAUGGCUCUUUAGGACAUUUAUAAAAUAUUUAUAUAUGAAAUGUGAAUUUGUAUUAUUAAAAUUUUGUUUGUUAAUAUAAAAAAAAUGACAAUUAUUUUGGAAGUAUUUGGGUAUGAAUAAACACUUCUCAUUUUAAGAUUACAAUGUAACUUGGUAUGUGGUGUAGUAUACAAUAUAUUUUGUUUCUGUAAACAUUAUAACAUCUCUGUGUAGCCGUUUAGAUUUCCUAACUGGGACAGUAAACAGACCCCAGCAAAAGACCAGCUACAGCUUUUAUAAUCUUAUGGUCUCUGAUUUUAAAAUCAGCCCUUGAUAAUGUAUGCACUGGGUGGGGUGGGGGACUCACACUUCCAUACAUUUAUGGUUCAGCCCAAUCCUACUGUAAAUGAUAUGAAUGAGCCUCUUUGAUUGUUAUGACUCCCUGGUAAUGCAUUGAUGACACAUGUGAAACUAUAUUGGAAAACUUUAAUAACCGUUUGUAAGAUGGUAGUUUAUUAAUUUAUAUAUAUAUAUAUAUAUAUAUAUAUAUAUAUAUAUAUAUAUAUAUAUAUAUAUAUAUAAAUUAGCAUUUAAAACGACUUGUAAAAUAUACAACAAUAAUGUUCUAUUUAAUAGAUCAUUUAAGUGUUUUGUAAAAGAGAUGUCUUUCUUGGUGAAUUGUCUUUUUUUUCUUGAAUAGAUGACAUGUCAAUGUCGUCGAUGUAGGCCAUCAAACCAAUUGUAAUGCUGUUGUAUCAGUUUCAAUAUAGAAUGUAUAAUUGCUAUAAUAUUCUUGAACGUGUAUAAUUAUGCUCUAGUGAUUUCUGACUUUUAAACUAUUUUUGGACUAUUUUAUAUAUUUAAAUAUCCUACAACACCCCUCUUUCUUUUAAAUAAAUAAAAAAU
Acipenser ruthenus (sterlet) is the source of this 3639-nucleotide messenger RNA. RefSeq names its product retinaldehyde dehydrogenase 3-like. The transcript has 13 exons. The record is from RefSeq and is a predicted model, not a curated record. Bases 82 to 1617 code for a protein of 511 amino acids. Gene Ontology annotation, molecular function: aldehyde dehydrogenase (NAD+) activity. Lineage: Eukaryota; Metazoa; Chordata; Actinopteri; Acipenseriformes; Acipenseridae.